Cotesia glomerata is the source of this 1872-nucleotide messenger RNA. RefSeq names its product molybdopterin synthase catalytic subunit (gene Mocs2B). Bases 469 to 1647 code for a protein of 392 amino acids. Gene Ontology annotation, biological process: Mo-molybdopterin cofactor biosynthetic process. Gene Ontology annotation, cellular component: cytosol. The transcript has 7 exons. Gene Ontology annotation, molecular function: molybdopterin synthase activity. Lineage: Eukaryota; Metazoa; Arthropoda; Insecta; Hymenoptera; Braconidae. The record is from RefSeq and is a predicted model, not a curated record.
UUUAAAGAAGAAAUGGGAAGAAAAAAUUGUUUUUAUUGAUUGGAGUCAACCUAACCUGUUGAUCACGUGACACGUGCUUAUAUUAUAAUAAUUCCAGUGUCAACAUAACCUCCGUUGAAUGUUUAUUUGUAGAUUAAAAUUAUAACUUAUAUAAUAACGUAUAUAUUAAUUUAAAGACCCUGUUACUACUCGAAACAAGAAGAUUAUAAUGUAUCAAAUUACUGAGGCAUCAACCACUUACCAUUACGCCCGAGCAAAUCAUGAUGGAUGACAAUACCGGACAAACGUAUGUUAAAGUAUUAUUUUUUGCUAGUGCUCGUGAAAUUGCUGGUGUUAAAGAAUCCAAAAUAUUAAUCUCUAGACAUAUUAAUUCUACUGAAUUGCUGGAAAAAAUUGUUUCAAUAUUUGGAUUGGAAAGUAUACGCAGGAACGUAAUUCUCGCAGUUAACGAAGAAUUUAUUUCAAAUAAUGUCAAGCUCGAGCUCUGUGACAGAGAUGAAGUCGCAAUCAUCCCACCGCUCAGUGGAGGCUAAUGUGGAGGAGCCAAAAAAUAUAAUUAAACUCCAAAAAGAUAAGCUAGAGGUUGAUGAAAUUGUCAAGAGUGUUAUUUCACCAUCAUGUGGUGCAAUAUCGACGUUUAUUGGAACAACUCGUGAUAAUUUUGAGUCUAAAAAAGUUGUUAAACUUACGUAUGAAGCUUACGAGCCAAUGGCAGUUAAAGAAAUGACAAAUAUUUGCGAAAAAAUUCGAGCCAAAUGGGAUGUCAAGCAUAUCGCUAUUUUUCAUCGCUUGGGGGAAGUACCAGUGUGUGAGAGCAGUGUAGCCAUUGCUAUUUCUUCUCCUCAUCGUCGAGAAUCACUGCAAGCUGUUGAGUUUGCUAUUGAUACUCUAAAAUCAUCAGUUCCGAUUUGGAAAAAAGAAGUUUAUGACGACCAGCAGUCGACCUGGAAGGAGAACAAAGAAUAUGAUAAGAUAGUAAUUCCCAAAAAAGAACCGCUAGAUUGUAUCCAAGAGCCUUUGGCGGAAGAUAAUGGUGUACUGUCUGAUGAGGAUGAUUGCAAUAAAAAUGAGAUAAUUCCAGAUCAAAUCCAAGUUAAAGCUAGCGCUGAUGAACUCAAAAGAAGGAUUGAUUCUUUUAUUUUGAGGAAACGUCAACAUGUAAAUAGUGUAAAUGUUCAAGAAUUUUGUCAAUAUAGGUUUUUAAAUGAUCAAGUUGAGGAUUCGUGUGCCAGAGUUGAUGCUAUUUUAAUUCGUCGCAAAGAUUCUAAAAGUCACGUUAAAGUUCAUCGUGUGUAUAACCCGCAUGGACCACAGACAAACUUUUCGUCCUCCAAUGAAUCGAAUCAACAAAACACCAGCGGAAACUCAGUAUUAGAUGAGAGGUUGUCGGAGUCUGAGAAAUUUCUUGGCAUUUCUAAACCCGUUCCUCGCGAUAUUUAUGAGCGUGUUAAAAAAAUAGAAGACAAAUUACUUUACUUGGAAAGUAUUUCACCUGAAUAUAGAAAUAUUUGCAUUCGACAACAAACAGACAAAGAUGCAGACGACGAUGAUAAGAAUAAUCCCUCAAACAAAAGGACAUUUUCAACUGCUGAGUUAGACACAAAAUUACUAGAACUCGAAAAUAGAUAUGCGAAAAAAUUGAAGUAAGAUCCAGUAAUUUAUUGUAACAAUAUAACAUACAAUUUUUCAAUCGAUUAUAAGUAGUUCGUUAUUAUUUUUUGUGAAGAUUGAAACGUAAAAAUUGUAAUACGAUCAGACAAUUAUUAUGGAGUUUCAAUUUUAAAAUGUCUAUUAAAAGCUCAUUGAUAUGUUCAAUACGUCGUUAUUGACCUAACACAAAUAUAAAGUUGUCUAUAAAAAUUUUAUAUUAUA